AUGGCCGCUACACAUGACACGAUGGAAAUACCAAAGACAUGCAAGGCUGGCGUGGUAAUCAACGAAGGCCCCGACUUUAGGUUGGAGGUUGAAGAUGUGCCCGUCCCGGAGCCUGGCCCUAACGACAUUCUUAUUCGACUGAAUGCCACCGGCAUAUGCUAUUCGGACAUUCACUACAUGCUCAAUGAUCUUCCAAUUCCAAAGAUGUCCGCUUUUGGCGUUCGUUCGCCAGGCCAUGAAGGCGCAGGAGUGGUUGUGAAGCUCGGCUCUAACGUGACGAAUUGGAAGGUUGGUGACCGCGCUGGUAUCAAGCCAGCGUACGAUGCGUGCUUUAAUUGCGAGUUAUGCUGGUCCGGGAAAGAGACAUACUGUGACGAGUCUCCCCAAAUUGGCCUGCAGUUCCCAGGCAGCUACCAGCAAUAUGUUCUUAGCCCUGCGCGAUACACAUCGCGAAUUCCGGAUGGGGUGGAUGAUUUUGUUGCUGGUCCCAUCAUGUGCUCGGGCAGUACAAUAUAUUGUUCGCUCAAAGAAUCCGGCCUUAAGCCUGGCGACUGGGCCGUCUUCCCAGGCGCCGGGGGGGGCGUCGGUCAUAUGGGUGUCCAGCUGGCUAAAGCCAUGGGUAUGCGGGUCGUGGGUGUAGACGGUGGUGACGAAAAGCGCGAAUUGUGCAUGAAGCUGGGGUGUGAAGCAUUCGUGGAUUUCACCAAAGUCAAAGACGUCGCCGAGGAGGUUAUCAAGAUUUGCGAUGGCAAAGGCGCUCACGGUGUCUUCGUGACUGCCACCAGCGCUUCCGCCUACGCAAGCGCACCAAUGAUGACAAGAAUUAGUGGCAAGGUUAUGUGUGUUGGACUGCCACCCACAGGAACUGCUGUCGCCGGAGCUGAUCCAUUGCUUUUCGUUGGCAAAAAUUUGCACAUCAUAGGCACCAAAGUAGGCUCCUUACUUGAUACCCAACGUGCGCUCGAGUUUGCGGCUAGAGGUCUUCUCAAGCCGAUUUGUGAAGUCUUCCCACUUGCGAAGAUGCCCGACGCCGUAGAAAAAUUGCGUGCUGGCAAGAUAGCUGGGAGGGCAGUUGUCGACUUCAAUUCCUAG
Messenger RNA from Verruconis gallopava, 1092 nucleotides. RefSeq lists its product as uncharacterized. Lineage: Eukaryota; Fungi; Ascomycota; Dothideomycetes; Venturiales; Sympoventuriaceae. Gene Ontology annotation, molecular function: zinc ion binding; oxidoreductase activity. The record is from RefSeq and is a predicted model, not a curated record. The transcript is spliced from 4 exons. Bases 1 to 1092 code for a protein of 363 amino acids.